UUCUGGUUCUGUGGUUCAUGUGAUGGUCAACGAUUACUGUAAAAUUAGCGGCGAAGCUUAUUCCCCGGCGUCGGCGGCGGCCAAGGCGCUCCUUCUCCUUCUGAUCAAAAGGAGGAUGGGAGAUCGAGGAAGAUGAGGAGAUGGAGAACGCGCGGGAUGCUCGCCGGCGAAGGAUCUUGGAGCGCGGAUCCGACCGCCUUGCCCUAAUCUCCGGGCAAGCCCAAUCCGUCCCCGAUUCAUCCCCUCGUGGCCCCAAUGAAGGACAUCCUCCCCCUUCCGGUUCUCCAUUUAGCAGUGUUGAGGGAACUAGUGCUCAUCUUACUGACCAAUAUAAGAGCGACAAAGAUGGCCAAGUCACUGCUAGUGAAAGAGAAGAAAUCAAUAAACACAAACCAAUUCCUACAACUCAGGCAAGCAUUGGAAUGGUUAGUGCCAACAAGAUGGAACACAAUAAUACUGUGUUUGAAUUAAAGCCUCAAGUGAAUGAGCUGCAAAGGAAUAAGGUUUCAGAACUUUGUAACGCUUCGGUGGUGGCGCAGAAAUCAUCUGAUCAAGUUUUAGAUACAACUCUAUCAGCAAGGUUGAUGAAACACGUGACAAUCUCAUCAAAGCAAGUCAGCCAUGUUGUCUCGGCUUCUGAAAAUGCACGUUUGCUUUGUGCAUUUGCGAUCGCAAUUUUCACCGUCAUAUCGAGCUGCCUUGGUGGUGUAUUUGGCGGAAGCAUUAACUUCAGACCUUUGUUCCUUGUUAUCUUGGCGGACUUGACCAUUGUUUUUUGGCCUCUGAUGGCAAAUCAGGCAGCUAAGAACGAAAAACUGGAGUAUCAUUGGACGGGGAACUUGAGCGAUAUUUUGGAGGCAUGGUUGAUCUUUCAGGAAGUAGCAGGUACCAUUUUCAUGGAUUGCAGCAUAUGCGCUGUUGUUAUGAUCUCUGCCCUUUGCAUCCAAAUCUUUUGAGUUAUUUGGUUGUUUCGAGUAAUUUAUGAAGAUUCACUAGAAAAUAGAUGAUAACCAGCAAUUUCUCACACUGGAGAACAGAUUUCAAGAUCAUGAUCGAGAUCGAGAUGUAGCAAAUCGGUACCUUGUUCUCACAAAAUUUUCUUAUUUUGGUGGUAAAGAUUUUUGAGUUCGCACUACUAAAAAAAAUUGUCAAAUUUAAGGUUUUCUUUUAUCAAUUGUAUCAAAAUAGUCUGAUAAAUAAUAACUUCUUUUAAGAUUAUGUUAGAUGA
Molecule: messenger RNA, 1228 nt
Organism: Zingiber officinale
Lineage: Eukaryota; Viridiplantae; Streptophyta; Magnoliopsida; Zingiberales; Zingiberaceae
Exons: 2
Coding region: 141-956 (271 amino acids)
Source: RefSeq, a predicted model, not a curated record